Molecule: messenger RNA, 483 nt
Organism: Racocetra fulgida
Lineage: Eukaryota; Fungi; Glomeromycota; Glomeromycetes; Diversisporales; Gigasporaceae
Source: the annotation of a GenBank genome assembly
AUGAAACUUCGGAAUCAUUUGUUAGUAGGAAUAUACGUGCGAAUAAGAAAAAGAAAGAAUAUACCUGUUAUUAAGAGAGAAGAAACACCACAUCAAACCCAUGAAAUCACGAUUAAGAGAGAGGAAUCGACACAUGAAACGAAUGAAAUCGCAGGAUCUUCACUUUUUAGUAGGAAUAUACCUUUUAUUAAGAGAGAAGAAACACCACAUCAAACCCAUGAAGUCACGAUUAAGAGAGAAGAAUCGACAUAUGAAAUGAAUGAAAUCGCAGGAUCUUCGCUUUUUAAUAGGAAUAUACAUGUGAUUAAAAGAGAAGAUGAAACUCAUGAAAUCACGAUUAAGAGAGAAGAAUCGAUACAUGAAACAAAUGAAAUCGCAGGAUCUUCGUUUUUCAGUAGGAAUAUACAUGCGAUUAAGAGAGAAGAAACACCACAUGAAACAAAUGAAACCACCGGGUCUUCGUCUUUUAAAAACGCGAUAUGA